This is a messenger RNA of Meloidogyne enterolobii, 237 nucleotides long. Lineage: Eukaryota; Metazoa; Nematoda; Chromadorea; Rhabditida; Meloidogynidae. The record is from the annotation of a GenBank genome assembly.
AUGCAAGAUGUUGAAAUGAUUACAAAUAACAGAGGGACCAGUCAAUUUAAAUGGGAUAAAUCUUUAAUUAAAUAUUCAAUACAUAAUUUCUCUCCAGAUUUGUCAUCUUCUAGGCAAAGAGACGCUAUUAGACGUGCAUUCCAAACAUGGUCAGCUGUUAUACCAAUAAAAUUUGAAGAGACUAGUGGAUCGGCUGAUAUUAAUAUUGUAAGUAAGAUGGAUAAAUUAAAAAAAUAA